Messenger RNA from Corylus avellana, 744 nucleotides. Its product is annotated as Late embryogenesis abundant protein (LEA) family protein. The record is from RefSeq and is a predicted model, not a curated record. NCBI's taxonomy places the organism in Eukaryota, Viridiplantae, Streptophyta, Magnoliopsida, Fagales, Betulaceae.
AUGAUGCUGUUUCCUGAAUGCAGGAGACAGCUUGCAAUGAUGCUUUGGCUGAGAGCAGUUGUUAAUACUUGCAGCAAUCAAACAAGGAAACAAGUGAAAGAUAUGGCAUCCUCAACACUAAUUCUCACCUGCCUCCCAAAAUUUGGUCUUGCUGGAGCAGCAUUUGCCAGGAGAAGCACCUGGAAACCUAGGCAUUUUGUUGCUGCUACUCCAAGACCUAUUCAUGCAAGUUCACAUCAAGAGGCUUCGGCUCCCAGUGAUGCAAUAAAACAAGGUGCAAAUGAAGGCACAGUGAAGGACAAGGCUUUCUCUACUGUAGAACAUGUGACGCAGAAAACAAAAGAUAUGGCUGAAAAUGUGUCAGCAACGGCCCAAGAUGCCACCGAGAAGGCCAAGCAAACGGCACAAGAUGCCUGGGGCACCGCCAAAGACACUGCCCAAAAGGCCAAAGACAGUGUGCUGGGUAAGGCUGAACAGUCCAAGGAAAGCAUCAAAGAAAAUGCAGAGACUGUUAAGAAAAGCAUGAACACCAAGAACUGAUGAUGAUGAUGAUGAUUCCUUCUCUUUCUUUUUUUUUUUUCCCAGUUGAUUUAUCUUGCAUAAGAAAUAAUAUGAUUUGAUUAUGAUUAUCAUCUUUCAAUCUAGUUAUCUAGGUAUUUAUUGUUCAUUUGUUACAUGCAUGUGCAUGCAUGGCAUGCAAUUGAGUAGCUAGCAUUCAUGUGCUCUUCCAUGUACCAGAUGUAA